Molecule: messenger RNA, 1353 nt
Organism: Microtus ochrogaster (prairie vole)
Lineage: Eukaryota; Metazoa; Chordata; Mammalia; Rodentia; Cricetidae
Source: RefSeq, a predicted model, not a curated record
AUGUUGUGGAAAAUAACAGAUAAUGUCAAGUAUGAAGAGGAUUGCGAGGAUCGUCACGAGGCGAGCAGCAAUGGGAACCCGCGCAUCCCCCACCUUUCUUCUGCCGGACAACACCUCUACAGCCCCGCGCCACCUCUCUCGCACACCGGGGUUGCAGAGUAUCAGCCGCCCCCGUACUUCCCGCCGCCCUACCAGCAGCUGGCAUACUCGCAAUCCGCUGACCCCUACUCUCACCUGGGGGAGGCUUAUGCUGCUGCCAUCAACCCCCUGCACCAGCCUGCGCCCACCGGCAGCCAGCAGCAGGCCUGGCCGGGUAGACAGAGCCAGGAGGGCGCUAGCCUGGCCCCGCACCAUGGCCGCCCUGCCGGCCUGCUACCCCACAUUUCAGGGCUUGAAGCUGGUGCGGUGAGUGCCCGGCGGGAAGCCUACCGCCGAUCCGACCUGCUGCUGCCACACGCACACGCUCUGGAAGCCGCUGGCCUGGCAGAAAACCUCGGACUGCAUGACAUGGCUCACCCCAUUGAGGAGGUGCAGAAUGUGGACGACCCGCACCUGCUUCUACACGAUCAGACUGUCAUUCGCAAAGGACCCAUCUCAAUGACCAAGAACCCUUUGGGCCUCCCCUGCCAGAAGGACCUGGUAGGAGCCGUUAUGAACCCCAGUGAGGUCUUCUGCUCUGUUCCUGGAAGACUGUCCCUGCUCAGCUCCACGUCCAAAUACAAAGUGACAGUGGCCGAGGUACAGAGGCGACUGUCACCACCUGAAUGCCUAAAUGCCUCGCUCCUGGGAGGUGUGCUCCGAAGAGCAAAAUCCAAAAAUGGAGGCCGGUCCUUGCGGGAGAAGUUGGACAAAAUUGGCUUGAACCUUCCAGCUGGGAGACGGAAAGCUGCCCACGUCACCCUGCUCACGUCUCUCGUGGAAGGUGAAGCCGUCCACUUGGCACGGGACUUUGCUUACGUGUGCGAGGCUGAAUUUCCCAGUAAAGCAGUGGCCGACUACUUAACCAGACCACAUCUCGGGGGACGGAAUGAGAUGGCCACGAGAAAGAGUAUGCUGCUGGCAGCACAGCAAGUGUGCAAAGAAUUCACAGACCUUCUGAUUCAAGAUCGAACACCCAACGGGAACAACAGGCCCACUCCAGUCUUGGAGACGAACAUACAAAACUGCCUGUCUCAUUUCAGUCUGAUAACUCACGGCUUUGGCAGCCAGGCCAUCUGCGCUGCGGUGUCUGCGGUGCAGAAUUACAUCAAGGAGGCUUUGCUUGCCAUUGACAAGUCCUAUAUGAACCCGGGAGACCAAAGUCCUGCUGACUCCAACAAGACCAUGGAGAAAAUGGAAAAGCACCGGAAAUAA